Drepanopeziza brunnea f. sp. 'multigermtubi' MB_m1 is the source of this 1638-nucleotide messenger RNA. Lineage: Eukaryota; Fungi; Ascomycota; Leotiomycetes; Helotiales; Drepanopezizaceae. The record is from RefSeq and is a predicted model, not a curated record.
AUGUCUGCCUCACCAACAGCAGCUCCUAUCCAAUCGGCGAAGCGACCUCUCGAAGAUCCUUCCUCACCUUCCGCCCCAAAUGAUCAACCUGAAGCCAAGAGACCCGCCUUGGAUAAGGUUGUUAAGGGAGAAGGUGAAGAGUCAGAGCCAGCAGCAGAGAUUGUCGAGCCACCUGUGGUCAGCUCUAAUGGCGAUCUGAAGCCUGAAGCAACCAACGGCACCAAGGUCGAGGCGACGGACGGCCAGGGCGAUACCGUCAUUCCAGAUGCUAGUGCGCAACAAAGUGAGAGUACCAGUACAUCUGCCCAAGACCUGCCAGCUAGUGGAUCACACCUUCAGCACGAUGAGAGCGGAUGGAUUCAUAUUCGAGCUGUUAUCACCAGUGCCGAGGCUGCUACAGUCAUUGGAAAGGGUGGAGAGAAUGUCUCUUCGAUUAGAAAGAUGUCCGGGGCGAAAUGCACUGUCAGUGAUUACCAGAAGGGUGCGGUCGAGCGGAUUCUUACCGUUAGUGGUGUCGUUGAUGCUGCAGCAAAGGCCUUUGGUCUCAUUAUACGAACCCUUAACAAUGAACCCCUUGAAGCUCCAUCCAGUGCUCAGUCCAAGACCUACCCACUUCGUCUCCUCAUCCCCCAUAUCCUGAUUGGCUCUAUUAUUGGAAAGGGAGGCGUGCGAAUCCGUGAGAUCCAAGAAGCUUCCGGUGCUCGUCUCAACGCAUCCGAUUCAUGCCUCCCCCUAUCGACAGAACGCUCUCUCGUUGUUUUGGGUGUUGCCGAUGCCGUUCAUAUUGCAACUUACUAUGUUGGUAGCACGCUCUUCGAGCAGCUUUCAGAGCGAUUUGGAGGCCCCGCCGCUUCUGCUUACGCCUCUCGGAGUGGUGGCCCUGCCGGGGUUGUCCCUGGUGGCAUGCAAGUCGUCCCUUAUGUUCCUCAACCAGCUGGCGGAAACUUUGGUCACCCUGAUCAUCGCCGUCAUCAGGAGCGCCCUCAUCAGACCCCUAGCCAAGGAUACAACCAACCAUACUCUGGCCACGGUCAACCACAGCCGCAACAACCAGGCAAUCCAAUGCACUACGGUGGCUCCCCAGUUGUGCAAGGUGGUUACGGAGGAACUGGUCCGCAACAACCACACCAAGCCCACAUGGGUGGUCCUGGCCCACAUGCCGGUCCUAUCCCCCCCCAGGGUGGUCCUGUUGUCCCAGGUCAGCCACUGACGCAACAGAUCUUCAUUCCGAAUGAUAUGGUCGGAGCUAUCAUUGGUAAGGGUGGUGCGAAGAUCAACGAGAUCAGACAACUCAGCGGUAGUGUCAUCAAGAUCAACGAGCCUCAAGACAACAGCAACGAGCGUUUGGUCACCAUCACUGGAACUGCCGAGUGCAACCAAAUGGCUCUGUAUAUGCUCUACUCACGACUUGAGCGAAAAGCACCGCAUCUAAAAGAUGACUUCAUAAUUGACGGAUGGUAUUUCACGGUUCUCUUUUACGGCGGUGUAAUAUUGGCGCAGCAGGUAUUCUCUUCGGGGCUUGAGUUUCUUCUAAAAAGUUCGAGGCGCGGAUCUCGGGCUUUCCAUAACGUGGCUGAACUUGCGGCUACCGAACCUCCUUUUCUCUGCAUCUUGGUGGGUGGAGUACAAACUGGAUGA